This is a messenger RNA of Gaeumannomyces tritici R3-111a-1, 348 nucleotides long. RefSeq lists its product as hypothetical. The transcript has a single exon. NCBI's taxonomy places the organism in Eukaryota, Fungi, Ascomycota, Sordariomycetes, Magnaporthales, Magnaporthaceae. The record is from RefSeq and is a predicted model, not a curated record. The annotation marks the transcript as partial.
AUGGAACGUGUAAAGUUGCGUGCGUGGUUAAAAUCUUCGGUCAGGACGUUAACUCGAGCCGUCAAAUUUUGUCGAAGGUCUUUUUGCUGCCUUUCGACUCGUACGAAGCGAUUUUCACCGAUAAUUGCAAAUCCUGUGGCUAUUGGUAAGGUUACCUGGUGCGGGUUAAUUAACCCGGAGGGCGCUCGUAGCCUUUUAAAGGCAAAGGUGGGUUUUCUGCCUAAAACAACGAACGGGUUAGGGGACUUAUCGAUUGGCCUAUUAACAAAAGCAGGCGGCUGCGGGGUAACCGAUUGCAAGGGCUUGUUGGGGUCCGUUGUAACGGUGACCGACGCUAAAGUCGGUCUU